Molecule: messenger RNA, 1756 nt
Organism: Suillus fuscotomentosus
Lineage: Eukaryota; Fungi; Basidiomycota; Agaricomycetes; Boletales; Suillaceae
Product: kinase-like domain-containing protein
Exons: 6
Coding region: 26-1465 (479 amino acids)
Biological process (GO): protein phosphorylation; cell integrity MAPK cascade; regulation of fungal-type cell wall organization
Molecular function (GO): ATP binding; MAP kinase kinase activity
Source: RefSeq, a predicted model, not a curated record
CGCGUCGUAUUGUCGUCACUCAGAAAUGCAUCAGACGCAUUCUCGUCCUAUCGGACCACGUACCCUUCCCCGGUCACAAUCGCCACUACCACCGCUCAUCCUAACAGAGACUCGUCCAUUGGCAAUUCGCAAAAUAUCUCAUGAUCAGCCAGCUUUACACCCUUCAUCUGCUUCAUCAUCUCCCCCAUUGGGCUCUUCUCCAGGUCCAUCGCGUCCUCAGAUUCCUGGAGCUCUCAGUUCAGGCCCGAGGCCUAACCAAAGACCUAAGCUUCAUCUACCACUCGCACUGGAUAGUGGUACCAGCAGUGCAGGUUAUUAUGAAGGUCCUGCACACAUUCCACCUGGAUUGGAUGGUGAGAACCCAGGCGGCGUAACAGUUCGGCCGUACUUGACUGUGCAAACACCACGUCCUCCCGAGCCUAUCGACAGUAGCGAUAACAGCAUUGCUCAGCUAAUUGCUGAAUUUGACAAGACCACCAUCGAGUCCUACACCUAUACACCUACGGAAGAGACAUCAACCAAUUAUGGUUCUAAUAAAUGGUCGGACAGUGUUUUAGAAGUCCUCUCACGACUUGGCGAAGGUCAGGGUGGAGCUGUCCAUAAAGUCAGAGAUCGGCGUAACAACUUCAUCUUGGCCCGCAAGACAAUUACUACUCGCGAGGCGCCUUUAAGACAGCUCGAACGCGAGCUGUCAAUCUCUGCGACGUCCAAACACCACAACAUAAUUCGUUUUCAUGGCGCCUAUAUGUCACCAUCGUCUAGUGAAGUCAAAGUUAUGAUGGAAUAUUGCGCUGGCCGCAGCUUGGAAGCCGUUGGAAAGCGAAUCAAAGAGAAGAAUGCGCGGAUCAGCGAAAAAGUCGCUGGACGUAUAGCCGAAGGGGUUCUGCAAGGCCUGAAUUAUCUUCAUUCACUCAAAACCAUUCAUCGGGACAUCAAACCAUCCAAUAUCCUGCUAACUGGUGAAGGUGUCGUUCGUCUUUGUGAUUUCGGUGUCUCCGGAGAGCUUGUCCGCUCUAUGGCCGGAACCUUCACUGGCACUAGUUUCUACAUGGCUCCGGAGCGCAUCAGCGGAAAGGAAUAUAGCAUCCGAGCUGAUGUGUGGUCCACUGGAAUCACCCUUUUGGAACUUGUACAGAAUCGAUACCCAUUUCCCGAAGACCUUACUUCCAUUGAACUGAUUGUCUAUAUUACCCAGGGACAGCCACCUCAACUGACCGAUGAGGAAGGUGACAACAUUGUAUGGAGUGAUGAGAUGAAAGAUUUUAUUCGAAAGACUUUGAUUAUUGACCAUCAAACUCGUCCUACACCGGGAGGAAUGUUGUCUCAUCCUUGGAUAACCACCAUCAUGAAGCGAGAGGUGCCUAUGGCUCGCUGGAUCAGUCAAGUUUGGGACUGGCCUAAACCAUCUAGAGAAACCAAUUCGAGGCCGCCUUCAAGCCGCGGUGCUGUCGACAGAACACCAUAGAUUCCUUAUUUUCACUCAAAAUGUUUCGUUGUCAUCCUGAUAUAUCUUGUUUCUUCAUCGCAUCCCCUUUGUCACUGUGCCUAUUUUGUACACACCACUUGCACUGCUCUCUGUACAUCUUUCCAUCAUACGGCUACUAUACCAUCGCACAGCACAGAAAGGAACGGACGCCGAUUACAUGCUUGACUGAUGUUGUAUAUCUGUGUUAUUAAUUCAUGUGCACAUCAUAGCUUGUUUGACGUGCUGCAUAUUAGCUGGACUAUGACUAGUACUCCUGGUUCCCGACUCCCA